AUGGAGGUCUUCAUGCGAGGGAUUCCGUUCAGUAUGGAGCAGCCCCAGCUGAAAGAAGUCCUCGCUCGCAUCUUCCAUAGCUCUGACUACACACAGCACUCCUCGCGACCGCUGAACUUCGAAGUUCGUAUUCUCCGCAAGGCGAACAAGCGGGGUGCGAGGAGCGGGAUCAUCACAGUCCCGACCCAAGCGAUUGGUGAGCAGUUCCUCCGGCAGAAUGGAGACGGUUCAUCUACCAGGCACGAUGGUCUCGCUACUAUCACGUUCGAGCGUGGUAGGAACGCGCCCAACCGCCGAGUCCUCGAGGCCAUACUAGGGAAACCCUAUCAAUCCCCGACAACUGUUUCGCAGCCGCCACACUCACGCGAUAGCGUGUCGAUCGCGCGGCUCCAGUUUGGGUGGGUAUGCAGGAACGAAGAGUACUCCGUGGAAUGGGAGACGAGCUUCCCUACCGCAGGCUCUGCUCUAUUGACGUACAAGGAAGACAGGAGGCAGUUCCAACUGAAAGUCAUGGAUGCGAUCCGUACACGCAUCAUGACGGUUCGUGCCUCUCAGGUUUAUUGGAAUACCGCGAGCGCAGACCAAUCUGGCGAGUCGUCCAUCCUCCUCUGGCUACUGUAUCCACCGUCAUUCGAGGCUGGACCCCCUGACCCAGAGCGCGUUGACGAAGACGAGACUGAUGAUUUCUUGCGAGGGUUUUCCAUGCGCCAACUGUUGGAAGUGCUUGGUAACCGGUCGUUCAAGAUCCAACGGAAGAGACAAGGAGCUUUUGACGAUACCCACCUUCCCGUCGCUCCUUACACCUCGAUCGCCGUCCGUCUCGUCUGCAGCAAUGCGUUUGACGUUGCGAUAUACAAGCGACUGUGCCGAGUUGCCCACCUUCCCGUCGACUUAUCUCCCUACCCUGUCGUGCACCGCGGUCUCUUCUCUGAUUCGGUGCGGGCGGCCUACCAACGAUGGACAGCGACGCUGGAUUUCGCGGUCGCCUUCCAACUCGAGCUUCUGCGUCCCAACGUCGACCAUAUGGUCUCACGCUACGGAGCAGACGUAGCGAGCGCGUUACUCGCGGACCUCAAGACACGACUAGAGGCGCGAGUAUGGUAUGGCGAUGGAGUCGAUAUCGAUGAAGAUACCGUCAAAAACCUGCUCACCACUUGCAUUCGACAACUUAACCGCAAAGCUCGUGUUCAGCCACUACCCCAUUCCGAUCUCUUUAUGUGCAACCAUCUCUACGUAACCGCUAGCGCGUUCGUUGCGGACGGGCCAUCUCCGGAGCGAUCGAACAGAGUUAUUCGCCGAUACUGGGAUCACAGGGACUGUUUCCUUCGCGUCCACUUCACUGAUGACAACCAACUCGCUUACCGCUACGACGCAGAAAUCAACCUGCAAGACUUGGUCGACCGACGCGUCAAACGCUUCCUCCUCGAGGGCGUUUCCGUAGCUGGCCAGCGCUUCGAGUUCCUCGGUUAUUCGCAGUCUGCCCUCAAGAGCCACUCGGUUUGGUUCGUGAAACCAUUCAAGGACACCGAUGGUCGAACUAUCGACGCGGCGACGAUCAUUGAUGGGCUCGGGUCCUUCGCAGACAACCCGUACGACCCCCAGCUCAUCUUCUGUCCCGCUCGAUAUGCCGCCCGUAUCUCACAGGCAUUCAGCGCCACCGAAUCGUCGAUCGCGGUUGCAGUGGAGGACAUGGAGAUCAUCGACGACAUCAAGGACAGGACAGGCACAUACUCGUUCACUGACGGGAAUGGUACGAUGUCGCUCCAGGUCGCACGAGACAUAGCGGCCGACCAGCGGUCGAAAAGCCGAGUCAGACGUGCAUGGCGAGGCUCCAUUCCUCGGGUCAUACAAGUGCGCAUCGCUGGAUCGAAAGGGAUGCUCCAUGUCGAUCAUAGAAUGGAAGGGGGAAAGAUACGCUUGCCCCGCUCAAUGGUGAAGUUCGCGGCUCCCACCUCGAAUAGCAUCGAGAUCGCGCAGGUGUUCGAGGAGCCAUCCCCUUUCUACCUCAAUCGACCGAUGAUCAUGCUUCUGGAGGGCCUGGGAGUGCCGUACGAAGUCUUCCGGAGGCUGCAAGACGACACGGUCCGAGCGACCCAUACGCUCACGGAAUCGUUGGCGAACUCGGGAUGGCUACUCGAGAUGCACGGGCUAGUUGCCGAGUUGAACGCGGUUGGCUAUUGGCAGCGGGCGAUGACGUUCGCCGUCAACCAUUACCUGGUGGUGGACCUGGUCGGGGUCGCAGACUUCCACGGCCAGCUACGCGAAGGCGAGAUCUACGCUCGUGUAAAGCCUACAAACGGACACGAGGUCGUACAUGCGAUUGGCAAGCCACCGGAGGGGUCGGAUCUCGCCAAGGGAGACUUGAAGAACUGCAUUGUAUUCUCGACCCGAGGUGAAAGGCCGUUGCCAUCCUACCUCGGGGGUGGAGAUCUCGACGGAGACAUGUACAAUGUCACUUGUCCCUGCCAACGCAAAAUACUUCCACAACCGAGUACCAUGCGCGACGUUGCUGACUUUGUGGCGGAGUUCAUCAUCAGUGACAACGUCGGCAUUGUUGCAUCGACGUGGCUGAUCCUCGCCGACAGAGUAGGGAUCUUCGACCCACACUGUCUCCGGCUCGCCGAGCUGCACAACGCCGCAGUCGACUACCCCAAGACCGGGCUGCCGGUGUCUAUCAACGAAGUACGACCUAUGCAAAAGCUCACCCAGGAGAAGCCAGAUUGGUAUAUGCCGGAGACAAUUACUGGCCGGCAGCCGAGAUACUACCAGAGCACCAGUGCUCUCGGUCGCUUGUUCCGCGCCAUUGACUUGCCCGACCAAGAAGAGCGAAACAUGGAGUCGUCUUACUUCGGCUUGCCCGAGAUAGACGAGGAAGGCGGGGUCACGCUGCAAGAUGUUCUCAUUGACAUAACCGACAAUCCGUUCAACCACCGCGCUGUUCUCCAAUCCGUGACCACUGAGGUACGAACAUACCUGGGGCGCUAUCGCCCUGACGAGCCUCUGGUGACUACAACCUGGAACCUUUUCAUUAUUUACGCCUCUCGCCUCCGGGAGAUCUGCGCCACGCAUGCCGUCUCAGCGUCCCGUUCGUCCAUGCUCUCGGAGGAGGAAGUCAUCAUUGGGACGAUCUCGGCGAAGUGCGCGCAGACACGCAAGCGCACUGACAUGACCGCCAAGUUGCGCGAGCAGACGGCGACGCUCGUAAACGGCAUCUGUGCGGAACUGUCCGGAGACGAGGGUAUCGCUCCGUCGACACACUUGAAGCAAGCCUGGACGGCGUACAGAGUGUCGUGCACGCUCUCUGGUUGGUUUGGCGGACAGAGCUUCGGCUGGAUCGCGCUUGGCGAACUAUUCGACGCGAUCCGUGAGGUGCAGGAGGAGGACAGGGAAAGCGUUGGGGGUCUUCCGGCUUGA
Messenger RNA from Fomitopsis serialis, 3414 nucleotides. Its product is annotated as RNA dependent RNA polymerase-domain-containing protein. The transcript is spliced from 8 exons. Lineage: Eukaryota; Fungi; Basidiomycota; Agaricomycetes; Polyporales; Fomitopsidaceae. Bases 1 to 3414 code for a protein of 1137 amino acids. Gene Ontology annotation, molecular function: RNA-directed RNA polymerase activity. Gene Ontology annotation, biological process: siRNA processing. Gene Ontology annotation, cellular component: nuclear RNA-directed RNA polymerase complex. The record is from RefSeq and is a predicted model, not a curated record.